This is a messenger RNA of Engraulis encrasicolus (European anchovy), 1991 nucleotides long. RefSeq names its product serine/threonine-protein kinase/endoribonuclease ire-1-like. The transcript is spliced from 4 exons. Gene Ontology annotation, cellular component: IRE1-TRAF2-ASK1 complex. NCBI's taxonomy places the organism in Eukaryota, Metazoa, Chordata, Actinopteri, Clupeiformes, Engraulidae. Gene Ontology annotation, biological process: intrinsic apoptotic signaling pathway in response to endoplasmic reticulum stress; protein phosphorylation; mRNA processing. Gene Ontology annotation, molecular function: RNA endonuclease activity; ATP binding; protein serine/threonine kinase activity. The coding region runs from base 1289 to 1930 and encodes 213 amino acids. The record is from RefSeq and is a predicted model, not a curated record.
GCCACACCCCUUCUCUACUGAUAAUUUUCAUACACUGUAGAUCGCGGAAGUUUACAAGAUCUUAGUAACACAGUUUCGUUUUCAGUAUUUGAAGAACCUGUGAUAUGUAUAUUGGUUACCAAAGGAUGGAAAUAUGAAUAAAUUAUGAUUUAUUUUCCGAUUUCCACACGACUGUUACAGUUUACAGUCUUUCCAGUCCUGAUUCACUUGCUCUGUGGUUAUUGACUUGGGUUACGAACAGACUCCACCAAGUGGUACGGAAGAGAACUGCACCUAACAGAAGCAAUGGGUUUUGUUUUGAUUUGUUAGAACUACCAGUAUAUCUCCUUAUAGUCGAAAUAAUAUUAUUAUCAUACAUAUAUUUAUAUGUGGUACAUUUAGGAUGUAGCCUAUGUCUGAAGAAAUGGAACAAAAUAAUUUCCACACAAGAUUCUGAUGUGACCAGUGCUGGGUGUGUAGGCUAAGCUGUGGAUUAAAGUAGGCCUAGAGUGAUUGCAAGAAACAACGACAUUUGCUGCGACGAAGACAGCGUUUUAAGGUAGGCCUACACCGUUUGGUUAUACAUUUUGUUGACUUAUGGUUGUGCUUUGAAGUAGCUAGGUUUGGCUUAUUUGCUGCAUGGUGGGUUUAUUGCACAAUGUAGACAGACUUUUUGUAAGCUAUAGGCUACUAUACUAUAUUUUGUAAGCCUACUCUUCUAAAAAUCCCCACACUCAAAACUUUGUGCCCAUGCUCAUCCUGUCUUCCUUAAACGAUAUUUCAAUUUCAAACUGUCAAAAUGACAGUGGAGUGCACAUUUGCAUGGAACAGUAGCGUGAUGUAGCCUAACCUAGUAGGCCUAUGAAUGCUUUGGACUGUGAUGAUGGCUCCAGUGGUGUAGUCUACUUUUUGAAGUGGGUAUACUGUAUAUUUGAGCAUUUUUUGAUGUGUGUGUAUAGGCUACUGUAUAUAUUUGUGCUAUUGUAAAUAAUGGAUCAAUCAAUUUUAAGUGGGUAUACUGUAAUCCCUGAAAUUUUGAAAUGGGUGUGUAUACCUGCGUUUUACGUAGACUACACCACUGGCUGUGCAUUUCAUCAAGGUGUAGGCUACAAUUCUCCACUUCAGGUUAAUAUUUUGACAACACUAAUGUCCACAUGUAGUACGACUGCAGAUUUCGUGGCUUUUGUCUUUUUGGUUAGGAAACCAUGUUGUUCGCUUUGUUUUUUUGUUUUUGUUUUUUUUUUUUAAAGAGGGCCGCCAAGGGGAAAAUUCUCCCGGUGGGAAAAGGUGGGCCACUCCGCCCCUGGUCAUGGCCAUGCUAUUUAGUGGCUAUUUUGUAUUUCUAAUCAUUUAUAUUUGUCAGGUUGCAGGUAUGUUGAUAUACUACAUCCUGUCAUGUGGGCAUCAUCCUUUUGGGAAAGGAAUUCGCUGUGAGGUAAACAUUCUGGACGGGAAGUACAAUCUUGAUUUGGUGGAGGACGAGCUGGCAAAGGAUCUCAUCGAGUGGAUGAUCCAGGCUGAACCCAGUCAGAGGCCAUCAGUAGUGGAAGCGCUCACUCACCCCUACUUCUGGACCAGUGACAGGAGGGUGGAAUAUUUGACAAAGGUUGGAAAUGGGACUGAAGCAGAGAACUUCAGGAAGGCUGAUGAAAGGCUCCUCAGGGAACUUGAGGAAGACACAAAGGAUAAAUCCUUCUCUGCCUGGAGAGACAAAUUCCCCCCUGAGAUUAGGCAGAAGCUGGAUGUGAAGCAAAGGAAGGCCUACCCCGAGAACACAUUGGCUCUGCUGCGCUUCAUUCGCAACCUUUACGAACACCAUGCUGAGGAUGCAGAGAAGAUUGACCUGAUGGGCCUUUUUCCUGACCUGUUUCCAAGCGUCUACAAGUUUGCCAAAGCGAAAGGCUGGAACUCCAGACCCAGCUUGAGGAAAUUCUUAAAUGUUUCAUAUUAAAUGUAUAGUAUGUGGCCACCGACUGGCUUCUGUCUAUCUAUAAAAGUCACUAAUUUCUACU